Messenger RNA from Fomitiporia mediterranea MF3/22, 1852 nucleotides. RefSeq lists its product as uncharacterized. The record is from RefSeq and is a predicted model, not a curated record. The transcript has 15 exons. The coding region runs from base 523 to 1479 and encodes 318 amino acids. NCBI's taxonomy places the organism in Eukaryota, Fungi, Basidiomycota, Agaricomycetes, Hymenochaetales, Hymenochaetaceae.
AACAUCGGGAGCAGUCUUCGGCGUUGAAUUUUUCAUCCAAAAUACAUUUUGACCAGUCAUCCAACUGGAGGGUAAGCUCUGCACGGGUAAGGUUUGGCCAACAAUGCAAAGUAUUGGAGACUCUCGGGUUGCUAACGGGAUGAGAUUAUGGGAUCAUGGAUCUCGGAACUAAUUUUCCACGGCUGAUCAUUUUUGGCUUUCUUAUCCGAUUAUUACUGAUUUUGUCUUUUGCCGAGAUGAAACAUAAUACUUAUGGGCGUAGAAUACGGCCGUUAGCGGGAAGUGGAGAAGGACGGACUUCUUCGCAGCUUUGUUCUCGUUCUUUUUGCUUAGCCUUCAGCGCUGUUCUCUACCCGUUACCAACAGUUCGCCCCUUGAGCGUAGCGUUGAUAAAGCUGAAGCCAUGAGUGCAGUUCCAACGGUAAUUGUAAUUGAUAAUACGUAUGGGGCUUUGUUCAUUGGGACUUUGUAAGUUCAAUGCAUCCACGUAUGUAUGAUAUUGAGCUGGCAUUGCUGUGCAGAAUGGCUAUGGCGCUUUGGGGAUGUGCUUCGGUCCAGCUCUACUAUUACUUCAAUAAUUUCCCUAAAGACGAGCUUCGACUAAAGAUUCUAGUGACCUUAGUCUGGGCACUUGAUACCGCUCACCAAGGACUAAUCUCGCAUUCGUGUUAUCUUUAUCUUGUAUCAAAUUAUGGGAAUCCAUUAUUUCUGUUCAAGAUCGUUCCAACGCUUGAGGUCAUGGUGCUGUUAAGCGCAAUUGUUUGCUUGCUCGUCCAGUCGUUCCUGUUAUACCGGGUUUUCAGACUAAGUGAAAAGAACGUGGUGCUUGUAGUAGCACUGUCCCUUCUUGCUAUUGCCCAAUUCAUCGCAACAACACUCUUCUUCGCAAAGGGCUACCGGUUAUCAUCUUUUGCGGAGGUUCCGUCCAUCGCAUGGUUGUCUAAAACGGCAAACAGCCUUGCCGCGGCCACCGACGUCUCUAUUGCCAUAACGCUCAUUUUCCUCCUGCACCGUUCACGGACGGGCUUUAGGCGCUCAGAAACGAUGAUCAAUCGAUUGAUUAUUUUUACGAUUAACACUGGUGCAGUGACGAGCGUCUGUGCGCUAUUUGCUGUGCUUUUCGUGUCCAUUUAUCCCAAUGCGCUCAUCUACGUCGCGUUUUACGUUUGCAUCAGCAGAAUGUACUCAAAUACUCUACUUGCGACAUUGAAUGCACGAAAAGGGACGCGAGCAGGUUUCGAUGAAACAUAUAACCAAGGAUCAUCGAUGAUAUUGACAUCGCAACCCUCUGAUCAUCAGCAGAGGAUAACGAACAAUUCGUUUACUGGUCGAUCACUAGCGAUUCGAGUAGAGACGGAAACAUCGCAUGAACCAGAUAACAUCGACCUCGAUGAUCUGGAAAGGGAUGGUACGAAGGUUAUCGAAGAUUCUGAACACAGCUACACGUACGAACAGAAAGCGAAGCUAUCGCAUGUAUAGCCUUUAAAUCCAACGUCUUGACACCUCAUCUCGGAUAGAAAAACACAGAAAACAUCAGAAGCGUUCUCUCAUUGUAAUUGGGCUUAGGUUUACUCCGCACGUGCAUCAUACAGCAUUAUCAUAAUCCAUUGCAUUCAUGUUUUAUUUUAUUCUGUUCUUCAUUACCAUUUCCCAACUUCCGACAUACAUAGUGAGACAUGAAUUCCAACGACGAAGGGCAGAGCUCAUUCACAAGAAACUAGUAUUAUUUUAUUCUUUACAUAGGGUUCACUUUGGUCUUUUGUAGCAUAGUAGCAUAAUCUCAAACUCGUUGACGCAAGGAAGUCGUUGAAUCAAAGAUCACAAUCAUUUACAAUCGUUCAUCCUUUCGAUC